Hymenoscyphus albidus is the source of this 1086-nucleotide messenger RNA. NCBI's taxonomy places the organism in Eukaryota, Fungi, Ascomycota, Leotiomycetes, Helotiales, Helotiaceae. The record is from the annotation of a GenBank genome assembly.
AUGAGACUGCUACGAGGAACAUCGCUGGCUCAGCUCGCCUUGUUCGCGAUAAACGCAGCAGCACAAGGUAAUGCGGACCUGCCAAACCUUGCGACGGCCGCGCCAGCUGGACCGACGAGUGCAGAAUCGAACACAGCAGCUCCACCUCCGCCUGCAGCAGCAACAACAGAUGCGGCACCUGCGAGUACUUCGAUUCCAGUGCAAUCAACGGGUGACAUCACAGGAAGUGGUACGACGGGCGCUUCGGUAGCAGCUUCAAGCAUUACGGGUGCGGCAACCGCAACAGAUGGAGGUGAACUGCCUACAGGACUACCCACACUGAGAGGGCAAUAUAGCGUCGUGCCAGCAUCGGUUCCACCAACACAAAAUGCUCCAUAUAUGCAAUCCUCACAUCUCCCCGAGGGAACCGUGUUCAUCGUGGUUGGUGCCAUUCUGGGCUUCAUGGCGAUGAGUGUUCUUCUCUGGCGUGCCAUGGUAGCAUGGUCUCUACAUCGCUCCGUCAAACGUGCGGCUAUGCAACAAAAUAUGUCAGAUAGUAAGGCACUAUUCCGUACUCCCGCAGCUCCAUUUUAUAAGGACCACCCCGAGCGAGAUUCUACCAUCAGUUUAUCUGGACUGGGAGCAAAAGGAGGGAAGAAAGGUGCUCGACCAACAACUGGUUCAGGUGCUGCUGCAAAUGCUAGUUCACUGUUCUUUUCCCCAACCGCCGGUGCAGCCGGAGGAGGACUCAACACCGUUGGAAACCGAGGGUCAAGUUACCUUCCAGCAGGCUACUAUGCAGCUGGGAAUUCCUCACCAGGAAAUUCACAAUCUCAUAUAUCUAUCGGGCAACACGGAUCUAACAUUUCCAUGUCGAAUUUGGGACCUACUUCAGGAAAUUACGGAAGGCCCUCGCCCCCUGAAAGUCCUUCAUUGAUCGGAAGUCGAGGGAAUAUGGCCUCGAGCAGUACAUUAAAUCUAACACAAGGGUAUAGCGGAGAGCAAAGAGCACCAAGUGCAUUUCUUGAGGAUCUCUUCGAUGGUGAAACUGGGCCCCCACUACCAGGCCACCACAGUAAUGGCAGCGGCGGAGCUCAUCGGUUCUAA